AUUUAUAAGAUAUAUUUAUUCGAACGAAUAAACUCGCAGACGAGUUUUAUGUGGAAAUCGAAAGUCCAUGAAAAGAAAGUACUGGAAAGUUCUGCUACUUCUACUAGAAAUCGUUGUUUGAAGCGGGGACUUACUUGUUUGCACUCUGCAUUUACCAUUAGCUAAUCAAUCAAUUAUUUAUUAGUAAAACACCCUUUCACUUAAUAAUUUUGGAAUACUUAAUAUUAUUUAUUUUUUUGUUUAGGAUACUUGUCUUGUGUUAAAUUUGUUAUUAAGAUGGAAACUGAAACCCAGAAUUACAGUCCUGGUCCAAAUGCAGAGGAUAUUACUCCUGACAAAAGCAAAGGUGUUUUAAAGGAAAUAAUUACUCCUGGAGUAGGGGAAGACACUCCUUGCAAAGGCAAUAAAGUCUCUGUUCAUUAUACUGGCAAAUUGUUAGAUGGCACCAAGUUUGAUUCAAGUGUUGAUCGAGGGGAGUUCUUUGAAUUCAAUCUUGGAAAAGGUGAAGUUAUCAAAGCAUGGGAUGUUGGUGUAGCUACAAUGAAAAAAGGAGAAAAAUGUAUCCUGUAUUGUCAUCCAGAUUAUGCAUAUGGCAAAAAGGGUAGUCCACCUAAAAUUCCUGAAAAUGCUACUUUGGUAUUUGAAGUUGAACUGUUUGAUUGGCAGAUGGAAGAUCUAAGUCCUGAAAAUGAUAAAUCAAUAUUGCGUUCUUUAAUAGUUGAAGGUGAAGGCUAUGCUACUCCUGGAGAUGGCUCUAAUGUGGAAGUGAAACUUGUUGGUAAAUAUGAUGGCAAAAUUUUUGAAGAUCGAGAAGUGAAAUUUGAGAUUGGAGCAGGAAUUGAUGUUAAUGUUGUAGAGGGUAUUGAGAUAGCAUUGCAAAAGUUUAAAAAGGGAGAACAGUCCAGAUUAAUUUUGAGUCCAAAAUUUGCUUUUGGAGCAGAGGAAAAGAAAGACUUUGGCAUACCUCCUAAUGCUACUGUUGAAUAUGAAGUUACAUUGCAAAAUUUUGAGAAGGAAAAAGAAAGUUGGAAUAUGACAUCUGAGGAAAAGUUAGAACAGUCUGAAAUAGUGAAAAAUAAAGGAACAAAUUAUUUUAAGGCUGGUAAAUAUGAGAUGGCAACAAAACAGUAUGAUAAAAUAAUUUCAUACCUUCAGCAUGAAUCAGAAUUAGAAGGUGAACAGUUACAAAAGAAAAAUUCGUUACUUGUUGCUGGUUAUCUUAAUCUUGCUGCUUGUUACUUAAAACUGGAAAACCAUUCUAAAGUCAAAGAAAACUGUGAAAAAGCUUUAGAAUUGGAUUCAAAGAAUGAAAAGGGUCAUUUUAGAAUAGGCCAGGCUCAUCUGGCUUUAAAUGAUUUUGAAUUAGCCAAAGAUAGUUUUGAAAAAGCGUUAGAAAGUGAUCCAUCAAAUAAGGCAGCCCAAAAAAGUAUUUUGAUUUGUAAAGAACGUAUUAGAAAACAGCUGCAGAAGGAAAAGCAAAUGUAUCAAACUAUGUUCAAAAAGAUGGCACAAGAAAAGGAUCUAGAAGAAGAGCCUUCAAAAACAUCAAACCCUGAAAACGGUUUGGCUGAAAAGAUAGAGAGUGAAGAAACAGUACAAGUUUAGAUGUUGUAUAGGAUAACUGAUCCAUUUAUCAUUCAUUGUAAUAAUAGUCAUGUAUAUUUGUUUUGUAACAGUUUUUUUAUUAUAAAAUAAACUCUUACACAUAAGCAA
Molecule: messenger RNA, 1713 nt
Organism: Parasteatoda tepidariorum (common house spider)
Lineage: Eukaryota; Metazoa; Arthropoda; Arachnida; Araneae; Theridiidae
Product: peptidyl-prolyl cis-trans isomerase FKBP4
Molecular function (GO): protein binding; peptidyl-prolyl cis-trans isomerase activity
Source: RefSeq, a predicted model, not a curated record